AUGAUCCUUUUGGCUCUUGAUUUCAAAGAUAUUAAUGAAAGUUUUUAUUCAGAAGACGGAAAAAGCCUCAUUAAAGUCAAUGAUACAUCACCAUAUCUCAGAAUAUCAGCUAAAUGCGAAAAAAUACAAAAUGAAUGCUUUAAUGGAUUGAUUUCAUUAAUUUCAUUUUCAUUUGAAGACAACCCAAACUUAACAACAAUUGGAUCAAAUAGUUUUAAUGAUUGCCUGUUUCUUACUACUAUAAAUUUAUCAUAUUGCAAUAAACUUAAAUAUAUACGCGAGAAAGCAUUUUAUGGUUGCAAUAGAGUUGAAAAAAUACUCUUACCAAAAGGACUUCUUGAAAUAAGUUCUGGGGCUUUUAUAUAUUGUAAUUUAAUAAAAAGUAUUUUAGUCCCAGCAUCUGUUGAAAAAAUUGGUGAUAGGGCAUUUGUUUCCUGCUCUAAGCUAGAAAAUGUUACUUUUGAAGAAGGUUCAAAUUUAACUUCAUUAGAACAUCAUGUAUUUUAUGAUACUAACAUUACUUCGUUUCAAAUUCCAGAAAAAGUCUCUAAAAUUAAUGGAGCAGCAUUUUCUGAUGCAAAAUUAACAAAUCUUACAAUUCAUCCUAAAAAUAAAUUCUUUGUAAUUGAAAAUAACAACUUUGUUUUAUCUCCAAAUAAAAUUAUUUUAUUCUUUAUUUGUAACAAAUCAUCAGAAAUUCCAGAUAGUGUCACAACUUUAGGAGACAGUUGUUUUGAGAAUUCUAAUAUUAAAUCAAUAACAUUUCCAAAUUCAGUCAUUUCUUUGGGUGAAAAUUGCUUUUGGGGUACUAAUUUUCAAACAAUAGAACUUCCAGGUUCUCUCAUAACAAUUGGAGUGGGAUGCUUUUUCGGUUCACCUAUCAAUAGCAUAACUAUCCCAGAAAAUGUAAAGAACAUUAAUAGUUAUGCAUUCAAUUUUUGCACUAAUUUGACAAAUAUCACAUUUUUAGGACCUUUUGAUUACAUUGGCCGCGGUGUAUUUGAGUAUUGCAUUAGCCUCGAACUCAUUAUUUUUCAUUGCCCACCAUUUAUCAUUUUUGGAGAUUAUUUCAUUUCGCGUACUUCACCUGAUUGUACAAUGUGUUUUGCAAAUAAGACUUUGUUUUCAAAUGAAACAAUUCAAAAAAUAUGCAUGUAUCGGUUUCAUAUAUAA
This is a messenger RNA of Trichomonas vaginalis G3, 1173 nucleotides long. Its product is annotated as ribonuclease inhibitor domain-containing protein. Lineage: Eukaryota; Parabasalia; Trichomonadida; Trichomonadidae. The record is from RefSeq and is a predicted model, not a curated record. Bases 1 to 1173 code for a protein of 390 amino acids. The transcript has a single exon.